Molecule: messenger RNA, 999 nt
Organism: Ceratina calcarata
Lineage: Eukaryota; Metazoa; Arthropoda; Insecta; Hymenoptera; Apidae
Gene: Iyd
Product: Iodotyrosine deiodinase
Exons: 3
Coding region: 60-983 (307 amino acids)
Cellular component (GO): plasma membrane
Molecular function (GO): oxidoreductase activity
Source: RefSeq, a predicted model, not a curated record
ACUUAAAUACCGAAUGGCAUACUCGGUCUCGAAAGAAAUGUCAAAUCUCUCUGUUCGAAAUGUUUGCUGAACUUUUGCCGUUUUGGACGAAACACUGGUACCACGUGGUAAUCUGUAUUGUAUCUUGUUACUUUUUAAAAUUAUUCUACGUAUCGAUAAAGGGCAUCGUUUUUACUGAAAAUAAUAGAAACUCUAAUAACGUGGAGCAACUAGAAGACGAAGAAACGUUUUUUGACGAUGAGGAACCCGCGCUACCGAAAGAUUUAGAGCAUAUCCCGUACAAAUAUGAGAGACCCUCGGAAACAGAGUUGUACUCGCGAGCUUCGGAAUUUUAUAAAAUAGUAGCUGCUAGGAGAACCAUACGAUUCUUCAGCUCUGACCCUGUACCAAAACAAGUGAUACGCGAGAUAAUAAAAGCUGCAGGUACAAUCAUCUUCUGUUACAUUCGUAAAAACAUGUUGUACAAUCUAAGUCUUAUAGGCACUACGCCCAGUGGUGCGCAUACAGAACCAUGGACAUUCGUAGUGGUGUCGAAUAAAAAUGUGAAAGAACAGAUAAGGCGCAUCGUCGAGAACGAGGAGGAGAUCAACUACAAGAAACGGAUGGGAGCCAAGUGGACGGCCGAUUUGCUUCCACUCCGAACAAAUUGGAUCAAAGAAUACCUGACCACCGCUCCUUAUCUGAUACUCGUGUUCAAACAAAUCUACGGAAUCUUGCCGAACGGGAAAAAAAAAGUACAUUAUUACAACGAGAUGAGCACGUGUAUUGCUUGUGGUAUUCUCAUCACCGCUAUACAGUACGCAGGUUUGGUAACUCUGGUUUCUACUCCGUUAAAUUGUGGAGCUGGCAUCCGCAACCUUCUUCGACGUCCUCCUAAUGAAAAGCUUCUCGUACUACUGCCGGUUGGUUACCCGGCGAAGGAUGCCACGGUACCAGACCUUCAACGGAAGUCUCUAUCCGAUAUUCAAGUGGAGAUCGAUUGACGCGUACGCAAUUGCG